Messenger RNA from Myxozyma melibiosi, 2577 nucleotides. RefSeq names its product class I alpha-mannosidase 1A. The coding region runs from base 1 to 2577 and encodes 858 amino acids. The record is from RefSeq and is a predicted model, not a curated record. Gene Ontology annotation, biological process: carbohydrate metabolic process; mannose trimming involved in glycoprotein ERAD pathway. Gene Ontology annotation, cellular component: endoplasmic reticulum; membrane. NCBI's taxonomy places the organism in Eukaryota, Fungi, Ascomycota, Lipomycetes, Lipomycetales, Lipomycetaceae. The transcript has 5 exons. Gene Ontology annotation, molecular function: calcium ion binding; mannosyl-oligosaccharide 1,2-alpha-mannosidase activity.
AUGCCUUCUGUUCGUCUCCGCAGGCAUAGAGCCGUUCUCCUAUUCACCCUCUUCGCCCUCGCCAUCUCAUACCACUUCGUCGUCGUCCGCAGGGACUACUCAAUCGUCCCCGACAAGUUCCUCUAUGGCCUGCCUUCUUCCUCUUCCUCUUCCUCCUCUUCUAUCCUGAAGACAGCAGAGGACGCCGACGUCGCUGACGCCGACCAGCACUCGGUUCUCCCUACCCCACCUCCGUCCUCGACCACUUCCUCAUCCUCCUCCUCCUCCACCACCACCUCCUCCUCCUCCCACAACUCAGAUCCCCUCCCCCUCGCUCAAUCCCCCAACACCAAACUCGUCUCCUCCCUCGAGACAAUCCUGUUCGCCGGCACCUUCCCCGUCGACGACUACUACACCGGUCCGUCCUCGAACGUACUCCCCCCCGGCAUCCGCCAGUCCUCCUCCGAUCCCUCAAUCUUCUCGCGCCCGCGCAUCGCAAAGUUUCCCUUUGCGAACCCUGCCGCGCUCCCUGACGAGCCUCCGCUCAGCUUCGCCAAGAUCCAGGGCUCGUUCGCCGCCGAAUCCGACGACGAGCGUCAGAAGCGCGAGGCCCGUCUCGCUGCCGUCAAAGAUGCCUUCCUGCAUUCCUGGCAGGGAUAUAAGGAAUACGCCUGGGGUCACGACGAAGUCCAGCCCGCGAGCAACACAUCUGCCGAUACCUUUGGCGGUCUCGGGGCAUCGAUCGUCGACGCACUCGACACGCUGCAGAUCAUGGACCUCACCGAGGAAUUCGAGGAAGCAAAGGCUUUCGUAGCCGCCCUCAACUUCACGACCUCAAACUACAAAACCAUCCCCAUCUUUGAGACCACAAUCCGCUUCCUCGGCGGCCUGAUCUCCGCCUACGACCUCUCGAGCCCGCGCGAGGAGAUCUUCCUCGACAAAGCCGUCGAGCUCGCGGACCUCAUGCUCGGCGCUUUCGACACCCCGAACGGCAUGCCGGUGUUGUACUAUAACCCGGUACUCGCGCACUACGGCCCCGAAGAAGCAAAGCUGCGCGCAGGCAACACCGUCGUCUUUGCGCAGUUCUCGUCACUCUCGCUCGAGUUCACGCGGCUCGCGCAAAUCACAAAGAAUAACGCGUACUACGCCGUCAUCCAGCGCAUCUCUGAUCAAUUGCAGGAAUCCCAGAAAAAGACCGACAUCCCCGGUCUCUGGCCUUCGUUCAUGGAUAUCUCGGGCUGCGUGACUGCCUCGGAGAAAAAAUCUAGCGCGCCCUCUGCCGCCGACAAUCAAGACGUCGAAGCGGCGGCGCUCAACCGCGCUGCUAUCGACGCAGAGACAAAGCAGUCGGACUCAAACGCCAAGCAGAAACGCCAGGUCCCUGCCGCCCUGCGCAAGUCCCUUCUCGACGUCCCGCGCCCGGGAUCAUCCUCCCUUUCGCCUGUCAAUCUGCCGGUGGAAGAGUGCGUGGGCGUCAAGGCGAUCGUCGGGACCGUGAAAGAGGACAGCAAUAAUAAGCUCAAGUACACGGCCGGCGGUCUUGCUGAUUCCGCGUACGAGUACAUGAUUAAAGAGUACCUCCUCCUCGGCGGCACCGUCGCGCAGUACAAAGACAUGUAUCAAUCCGCGACCGCCGCCAUCGACGAUAACUUGCUCUUCCGGCCUAAGGUUGCGGGAGAUCCUGAUAUUUUGUUUUCUGGAAACGUUCUGGUCGACAAGGAUACCAAAGCCGCCGAGUUCGACGCCGAAAUGACCCAUCUGACCUGCUACAUAGGCGGCAUGUACGCCAUCGGCGCUCGCGCGCUCGAAAACCCCGCGCACCUCCAAACCGCCGAAAAACUAACCGAAGGCUGCUACUGGUCCUACCGCGCCACAAACACGGGAAUCAUGCCCGAGAACUUCCACGUCGACCCCUGUCUGUCCUCAGACUGCCAUUUCGUCGACCGCUUCGCGUCCUCGGAGGGCGAGAACAAGCUGCGUAAGAGACAGGUCGACGAAACCACUCAUCAGCCCCAGGCGAGGAACCCGCCGGCUCCGACGACUCCAUCACGACCGCCGGCAUCAACAACGCCGCUCCCGGCGACGAAAACCCAGAUGCCGUGCCGCCUCCCCACGACGAAGACGAAGUCAGAGCCCAGCACCACCGUCCCCGGCACCGUGCUCGAGGUCGACGCGCCCGACGCGCCGGCGGAGGACGAUCCUAAUCGCUGGGAAACGGGCGGCUGGUACGACCAACCGCACUCGAUCCUCUACCAAGACGGCAGAUACCUUCUCCGCCCGGAAGCACUCGAGAGCAUCUUUGUGAUGUACCGCGUGACAGGAGACCGCAAGUGGCAGGACCGCGGCUGGGAGAUGUUCAGCGCGAUCGUAAAGUACACAAAGACCGACGCCGCGUUCUCGGCGAUCAAGGACGUGACGAAUAAUCGGAAGAUUACAUAUCUCGACGAGAUGGAGAGUUUCUGGAUGGCGGAAACGCUAAAGUAUGCUUAUUUGCUGUUUGCUGAGCCGAGCUUGAUUUCUCUGGAUGACUACGUCUUCAACACCGAAGCGCACCCGUUGCUGCGCCCUUCGCCUGUCCAGAGCGCGCCCGAAAAGUAG